AUGAAUGGCCAUUUUAAACAAUUAAAUGUAUGCAAUCUGAAGCAAAUAAUAAUAAAAUAAUGAAAAUGUAUCCCAUUUUUAGCCGAUGCUUUUAUUCAAAGCAACUUAGUCAGUCAUGCAUACAUUUUUCUUAUGGGAAGGGCCCAGCGGGAAUCGAACCCAAGCCGCCAAGCUUUACCAACUGCGCUACAGAGGGCCUUCAGUAUGUGUUCACGUUUUGUGUCUGUAGAUCCGAUGCUCGACUUGGACAUCCAGGAGCUGGCUAACCUGACAGCUGGUGAUGCAGACGUGGAGAACUUUGAGCGCCUCUUCACCAAACUGAAGGAGAUGAAAGGUACCUGGCUGGAGAUACUAGGGGCUGCAUCCCAAAACGGCACCCUAUUCCCUACAUAGUGCACUACUAUUGACCAGAGCCCUAUGGGCAGAUGUUGGCUCAAUUGGAAAUUAUCUAAAAUGUCCAGCGUGCUAUAGAGGUUUCUGAUUGGAUCCCAGCGUGCUAUAGAGGUUUCUGAUUGGAUCCCGCAUGCUAUAGAGAUUUCCUUUUUUAUAUUUUUUGUUGUAUUAUACGUUGUGGCACAGCCCGGGAAUGAACCCGGGUCUGUAGUAGCGCAUCUAGCACUGCGAUGCAGUGCCUUAGACCGCUGCGCCACUCGGGAGGCCCGCUAUAGAGAUUUCUGAUUGGAUCCAGCGUGCUAUAUGUUUUCUGAUCAACAUGAUGGCGCCAACAGACGUGGCAGCUCUGCUUCUAGCUCCAAAGCAACUUUGCAGUAUUUGGUAUUUUUUUUGUGUUAUUUCUUACAUUAUUUGCCCAGAAUGUUUUUUGUGUUAUUACAUACAGCCGGAAAUAACUUUGGGAUAUCAGAGCGGCGGUAACUCACCAGCAUUACAACCAGAAAUACGACUUUCCCGAAUUGGAUCCUUUGUUCGUACCCCCCAGGGCAAUUGAAAUUAUCCCAGAGGCUGCUCCAAGAUGCCGCCGGCGGAGAAGAGGUAUUCGGAGUGGACUUCUAGUCUGACUCAGGAGGCGUGCACACCAUCCACCGCUUCAGAGUAUAUUCACUCGCUAAUGUUCGGUCCCUGGAAAAUAAAGUAGACGAGCUCAGAGAGACAUCAGGGUUUGUAACAUACUCUGUUUUACGGAAUCAUGGCUCUCUCCGGAUAUACUGUCCCCGUCCAUACAGCCAGCUGAGUACAGAACUCUCCGGGAAGAAGGAAGGUGGUGGUGUUUCAUGAUUAACUACUCAUGGUGUGAUUGUGAUAACGUAUAGGAACUCAAGUCCUUUUGUUCACCCGAGCUAGAAUACCUCACAAUCAAAUGCCGACCGUAUUAUCUCCCAAGAGAAUUCUCUUCGGUUAUAAUCCCAGCCGUGUAUAUUCCCCCUCAAGCCGAUACCACGACGACCCUCAAGGAACUACACUGGACUUUGUGCAAACUGGAAACCACAUAUCCUGAGGCCGCAUUUAUUGUAGCUGGGGAUUUCCCUUUGGCAAAUCGGAUCACGACUCCAUUCUGCUCCUCCCUUCCUAUAGGCAGAAACUCAAACAGGAAGUACCCGUGCUAAGGUCUACUCAACGCUGGUCUGACCAAUCAGAAUCCAUGCUUCAAGAUUGUUUUGAUCACGUGGACUGGGAUAUGUUCCGGGUUGCCUCUGAGAAUAACAUUGACGUAUACACGGACACGGUGACUUGAGUAUAGGGGGUGUUGUUCCCACUGUCACUAUUAAAACCUACCCAAACCCACUACAAUUUGCAUACCGCCCCAACAGAGCCAGAUACGAUGCAAUCGCCAUCACACUACACACUGCCCUAUCCCAUCUGGACAAGAGGAAUAACUAUGUAAGAAUGCUGUUCGUUGACUAUAGCUCAGCCUUCAACACCAUAGUGCCCUCCAAGCUCAUCAUUAAGCUCGGGGCCCUGGGUCUGAACCCCACCCUGUGCAACUGGGUCCUGGACUUCCUGACGGGCUGCCCCCAAGUGGUGAAGGUAGGAAACAACACCUCCACUUCGCUGAUCCUCAACACUGGGGCCCCACAAGGGUGCGUGGUCAGCCCCCUCCUGUACUCCCUGUUCACCCAUGACUGCGUGGCCAAGCACGCCUCCAACUCAAUCAUCAAGUUUGCAGACGACACAACAGUAGUAGGCUUGAUUACCAACAAUGACGAGACAGCCUACAGGUAGGAGUUGAGGGCUCUGGGAGUGUGGUGCCAGGAAAAUAACCUGGCAACAAAACAAAGGAGAUGAUUGUGGACUUCAGGAAAAAGCAGAGGGUGCACGCCCCUAUCCACAUCGACGGGACCUCAGAGGAGAAGGCGGAAAGCUUCAAGUUCCUUGGUGUACACAUCACUGACAAUCUGAAAUGGUCCACCCACACAGACAGUGUGGUGAAGAAGGCGGAACAGCCUCUUCAACCUCAGGAGGCUGAACAAAUGUGGCUUAGCCCCUAAGACCCUCUCAAACUUUAACAGAUGCACAAUUGAGAGCAUCCUAUUGGGCUGUAUCACCGCCUGGUACGGCGACUGCACCGCCCGCAACCGCAGGGCUCUCCAGAGUGUGGUGAGGUCUGCCGAACGCAUUACCGGGGGCAAACUACCAGCCCUCCAGGACACCUACAGCACCCGAUGUCACAGGAAGGCCAAAAAGAUCAUCAAGGACAACAACCACAAGAGCCACGGCCUGUCCACCUCGCUAUCAUCCAGAAGGCGAGGUCAGUACAGGUGCAUCAAAGCUGGGACCGAGAGACAGAAGCAGUUUUUCAAUCUCAAGGCCAUCACUGUUAAAUAGCCAUCACUAGCCGGCUACCACCCGGUUACUCAACCCUGCACCUUAGAGGCUGCUGCCCUAUGUACAUAGACUUUAAAUCACUGGUCACUUUAAUAAUGUUUAUAUACUGCUUUAUUAAUUUCAUAUGUAUAUACUCUAUUCUACUGUAUUUUAGUCAAUGCCACUACUAAUAUUUAUACAUUUCUUAAUUCCAUUAUUUUACUUUUAGAUUUGUGUGUAUUGUUGUGAAUUGUUAGAUACUACUGCACUGUUGGAGCUAGGAACACAAGCAUUUCGCUACACCAGCAAUAACAUCUGCUAAAUAUGUGACCAAUAACAUUUGAUUGGAUCCAGCGUGCUAUAGAGCGGUUUCUGAUUGGAUCCCGGCCUUAGUUGGCAUUGCCGCCUCUGUAUAUUACAGACCACAGAUGUCAUACGACCCUGUUUUAGAUUCAUGCCAGUUUCAGAUGACAGCCUGCUUUUCACUCUGCAGAUAAAGCCUCAUGGUUACCUCCUGAACAGAGGAAACUUCAUGCUGAGAAGGUAGGUGCAUCCCUAAACACACCUUUUUUUUAUGUUAAACCCAUUUAAACCAAUACAUUACAUUCAUAUUUAGUUCUUCUGACUCUUCGUGUCAAACUUGUCCUAUUGUCAACUGCAUAAUGUUGAUUGAGGCGAAAUUUCUAAAUGUGUACCUGAUUACUUGCUUCGCAGGUUGCCAAGGCGUUUUGGACGGCCAUCGGAGGAGACCAGGAUGAGCUAGAAGGCCUGUCGUCAGGGGAGGAGAGUUAAAGGGAGACUGAGGAGCCACACUCUUCUUUCCGGUCCCCAGUCCUCCCUACCCUGGGUCUCCUACUGGAUCCAGUCUUCCCUACCCUGGGGCUCCCACAGGAUCCAGUCCUCCCUACCCUGGGGAUCCCACUGGAUCCAGUCCUCCCUACCCUGGGGAUCCCAU
Molecule: messenger RNA, 3715 nt
Organism: Coregonus sp. 'balchen'
Lineage: Eukaryota; Metazoa; Chordata; Actinopteri; Salmoniformes; Salmonidae
Source: the annotation of a GenBank genome assembly